AAAAACAGUAAAAUCAAUCAGUGAGCUCCAAUAGAAAAUAUCUUUUUCUAAGUGAGAAAAUUAAAUUGCUAAACUAAAGCAUUAACUAAAGCAUUGUCUGAUGCUUCAAUUCUGCUAGAGCCUUCUAUGCCCCCAUGUCUACAAGUAAACAAAGCACUUACAAAAACCAAGUCUACAAAUAAUCUCGAACAAGAAAAAGAAAAUUAAAAAAUAAAAAAUAAAAGCCUGUCCCUCAAUAAUAUACCAGAAAUACGUCAGACAAAGAGGAAACUAGUAUCAAUAAAAAUCCAUAAAAUAAAAAUUCAUACCAGCUCUUGUGUAUAAAUCGAAAUUUAUAACUGUCUUGUAUAGAAUUCUGAGGAAACUAGCAUCAAGCUACCGCUUAGAAGAUGGAAUGCUGAAAAGCAUACAAAUAAGACGAAAAAAAUUAGAGAAGCAGAGAAUAUAUUGCUUAAAUUGACAUUAAAAAGGUGAGAAACCUCGGACCUGACCAAAUUCCAAUCCCUUCACAUCUCAUCGACGGUUGCCACUAUAAUUUGGUUCUUGUUCUCCAUGAGAUUCCAAUCGAUUUUCUUACAUACUGUUUGGAUUGGAGGUGUAGGACAGAAAGGGAGGAGAAGGGAUGAGGAAGAUAAUAAUGGAGGGGGAGUGAGGGGAGGUUGUCUCCUUCUUCCUGUUCGGAUUUUCAAAGAUGCAGAAGGGGAGGGAGAUCGACGGAUUUGGAAUGCCCUUUCAACCACCCCCAAAUCUGUCGAUUUGCAAUCUCCUGACAAGAGGAGAAGGGCUCGUCACGUUGUGGGGUUAGGGAUUUGUUAUAAUUCGUGGGUUUUAGUUGUAAAGGGUGACAGAAUGAUGAGCAAAAUAGGAAGAUGAUAAUUUCAUUAAAGAUGCGGAGAAGCUCACCGAAAAGCAUGAAUGAAUUCUUGGCUUCUAC
This is a messenger RNA of Rubroshorea leprosula, 934 nucleotides long. The record is from the annotation of a GenBank genome assembly. NCBI's taxonomy places the organism in Eukaryota, Viridiplantae, Streptophyta, Magnoliopsida, Malvales, Dipterocarpaceae.